AUGAGUGGAAGGGGAGUAGGAACUCACGUUGUAAAGGCUUUCACACAAACGACGUCGUUAACGACCAAACUACACAAUCCCGGCAAACUGGAACCAUACGCGAGUCCUCCGCUCUCCCCCGAAGCGCAUUGGUCUCUUGACCUCGAUCCAGGGCGCAGGGUCUCGUGGGACCGACUGCGUGGUAUGGAUGGCGAUAGCCGACGCAUGAAGCAGCAUGAUCCCUCCAGUUUCACAACCAGCUCGGGGCAGACACGUCGAGGGGUCCCCAGUUCAUCCCGCGGUGCUGCGGAUCGUUUUCGACAGCAUGGCCAACCUUUAGCACGUGGAAACCAUCCAGGAUUGUCGCAAGCAGCGACAAGAUCUCGACUGUCGGCCUACAUGGACUAUGGAUACACAGACACUGCGUUUCAGGGUGAUUCCUUGCACGGGGACGAAUUACAACCGUAUCCUACGACGCUGCGCGAACAGCAGCGCCAGCAGUCGAUACAGCAACCCUUCGCCGCGUAUGAAUCGGAGAUGGUAUAUAAUCUCGGUCAGCAAGGUCCGACACAAAAUCCGUACGAGGUCGUGCCACAGUACCCAGCACGGCAGUCUGCAGCGAUUGACGCCCUGUCCAGCCAAUUUGCCGUUCCACAGUACUUUCCAACUAAUGAGCCGAUGGCAACAGGGGUCCCUGCAGAGGUUUCGCCCUACCUGAACCCGCAACUCUCUUCAUCUGCUUAUAACCAGCCCGGUCCCAUUGGGCGCUCGAGCGCAAUGCAGCCCUUUCCCGCAACCAUGGCCGAGUUUACCCCUGUGGGGACAACGGCGAGACGUUUGGAGCAACAAGAAACGUCUCAGCAGCAGCAACAUCAUUCACAGCAACAACAGCAGCAACAGCAGCAACAGCAGCAGCAUGUAAUUCCGGAUUCGACAAAUUUGAAUGAAGAAUAUGGUCGGUUUCAACGAGCCUUGCGGUCGACGUUCGAUCACAUUCGCGCCGGUCGAUUGGUAGAGGCUGGGCGAUCACUCUUGGAAAUUUCCGAGUGGCUUGUCACUAAUGCGCGGGAACUCGGCAUUUUAAGCGACGAUCCGAUGUUCUAUUCUGAUCGAUUACAAUUAUGGAAUGACUUCAACAUCUGCUGGUUGGCUGUCUGCCAAAGACAGAAAGAUAUGACACUGGAGAUGUUGCGGGCCGGCCAUCAGCCGUCGAACACCUCAAUGCUCAGUAGCGAUCGUUUGGACGAGAUGGGCAGAGAACUGAUUCAGCUAUGCGAUCAGAUGGAGCAGCAUGGACUGGUGGACUAUCAGAUGGGCAUUUGGGAGGAGGAGAUACUCUGUGGUAAGAACCCUACAUUAGUCGAGAAAUCCUUUCAAGAAAUUUGGCACAGCUGUCUGAUUCGGCGACUCGUCGCAUAG
Messenger RNA from Aspergillus fischeri NRRL 181, 1398 nucleotides. RefSeq lists its product as uncharacterized. NCBI's taxonomy places the organism in Eukaryota, Fungi, Ascomycota, Eurotiomycetes, Eurotiales, Aspergillaceae. The coding region runs from base 1 to 1398 and encodes 465 amino acids. The transcript has 2 exons. The record is from RefSeq and is a predicted model, not a curated record.